UUUGGACUUCGAAUUCUUAUGGCCACUCAAGCUACAUACGUCGUCCCUAGAUUUAUCCUGACGCCAUACCGGGCUUAAAAUUCUACUGCAAGUUGCAGAAGGUACUUCUACGAUAUCGCUGAAUGGCCACUGCGUACUCAGGUUCGGAUACCUUUAAUCUGAGUGCCAAACGGAUUCGAAAAGAUGGGCCACUGGGAGGUCUCCAUCUAUCUACUUGUGUUCCGCUCGCUGCUUGCUCAGGUUUCUUUCACUUCACUGGUACAAAAGAUCUUGUUGUCGAUGCCUAUUGGUUGAUAUACUUGGAUUUCGUUAACGCCAUCCUCGAUGAUCGCCCCAAUUACCCCGCCUCGCAGAUCGCCUUCCGUACCAAAAAUAACGACUGACGAAGGAAUUAUUGCUAUUUCGAAAACCUUAUUUCCUUAAAUCACCUACCAAAUGCUCCG
Guyanagaster necrorhizus is the source of this 443-nucleotide messenger RNA. RefSeq lists its product as uncharacterized. The record is from RefSeq and is a predicted model, not a curated record. Lineage: Eukaryota; Fungi; Basidiomycota; Agaricomycetes; Agaricales; Physalacriaceae. The transcript has a single exon. Bases 123 to 383 code for a protein of 86 amino acids.